AAAUUGUACCUAGGAUGCUGCAGUGAUUUUGUUAAUGCUUUUCCCAUUGGUCUUUCCCUCCUCCACAAGAGCACGGACCCCAACCACCUACGUUACUGUCCAGAUUGCCGGACACAGAAGCUGUGCCAUAAAUACUUCUUACAGGACGAUCCCAAGAAGGUGGCGCUGCUGCCGGAUGGGAGUGCCUGGGCACGCGCACCAUGUCAUCAUGCGUCUCUAGCCAGCCCAGCAGCGACCCGGCCGCCCUCCAGGAUGAGCUGGGGGGCGGCGGCGACAGGGAAGGCCAGAAGCCCUGUGAAGCCCUGCAGGGCCUCUCGUCCCUGAGCAUCCGCUUGGGCAUGGAGUCCUUCAUCGUGGUCACCGAGUGUGAGCCGGGCUGCGUGGCGGACUGCGGCCUGGCCCGGGACCGGCCCCUGGAGGCCCACGGCCGAGAUGGGCCCCUCGACGCCUCCGGCUCCGGGCCCGACGCCCGGCCCCAGCUGUGCAGUCGCAAGCUCUCUCUGCAGGAGCGGUCCCAGCUGGAUGCGAACGGACGCUGCGUCUACGCGGCCCUGCCCCACUCACCGGUGGGCUCCCCGCAGUCGUCGCCGCGGCUGCCCCGGCGGCCCACGGUGGAGUCCCACCACGUCUCCAUCACCGGCAUGCAGGAUUGUGUACAGCUGAAUCAGUACACGCUGAAGGAUGAAAUUGGAAAGGGCUCCUAUGGCGUGGUCAAGUUGGCCUACAAUGAAAAUGACAAUACCUAUUACGCGAUGAAGGUGCUGUCCAAAAAGAAGCUGAUCCGACAGGCGGGCUUUCCACGUCGCCCCCCACCCCGAGGCACCCGGCCAGCCCCCGGAGGCUGCAUCCAGCCUAGGGGCCCCAUUGAGCAGGUGUACCAGGAAAUCGCCAUCCUCAAGAAGCUAGACCACCCCAAUGUGGUGAAGCUGGUGGAGGUCCUGGAUGACCCCAAUGAGGACCAUCUGUACAUGGUGUUUGAACUGGUCAACCAAGGGCCAGUGAUGGAAGUGCCCACCCUCAAACCACUCUCCGAAGACCAGGCCCGUUUCUACUUCCAGGACCUGAUCAAAGGCAUAGAGUACCUACACUACCAGAAGAUCAUCCACCGGGACAUCAAACCUUCCAACCUGCUCGUGGGAGAAGAUGGCCACAUCAAGAUUGCCGACUUCGGUGUGAGCAACGAGUUCAAGGGUAGCGAUGCGCUCCUUUCUAACACCGUGGGCACACCUGCCUUCAUGGCGCCGGAGUCACUCUCGGAGACCCGGAAGAUCUUCUCUGGGAAGGCUUUGGAUGUUUGGGCCAUGGGCGUGACGCUGUACUGCUUUGUGUUUGGCCAGUGCCCGUUCAUGGACGAGCGGAUCAUGUGUUUACACAGUAAGAUCAAGAGUCAGGCCCUGGAGUUUCCAGAUCAGCCUGAUAUAGCUGAGGACUUGAAGGACCUAAUCACCCGCAUGUUGGACAAGAACCCGGAAUCAAGGAUCGUGGUGCCAGAAAUCAAGCUGCACCCCUGGGUCACGAGGCAUGGGGCGGAGCCGUUGCCAUCGGAGGACGAGAACUGCACGCUGGUCGAGGUGACUGAAGAGGAGGUCGAGAAUUCGGUCAAACACAUUCCCAGCCUGGCAACCGUGAUCCUGGUGAAGACCAUGAUACGGAAACGCUCCUUCGGGAACCCGUUUGAGGGCAGCCGGCGGGAGGAGCGCUCAUUGUCGGCACCUGGAAACCUGCUCACCAAAAAACCAACCAGGGAGUGUGAGCCCCUGUCUGAGCCCAAGGAAGCAAGGCAGCGAAGACAGCCUCCGGGGCCCCGACCCACCCCCCGUGGGGGAGGAGGAAGUGCUCUUGUGAAAGGCGGUCCCCGCGCCGAGAGUUGGGGGGCCCCGGCCCCCGGCCCCUGCGCUCGCAUGCAUCCUCUGCGGCCCGACCAGGCGAUGGAGUAGCUGCCCGGACGCGCGACCUCGCAUGCAGGCUGCACCCUGCGUUUCCAUAGCAGCAUGUCCUACGGAAACCCAGCACGUGUGUCGAGCCUUGACCGUCAUCUCUGGUGUUUUUGUUUUGUUUGUUUUUCUUCCUUUGUUGUUUUAAAGGGGACAAAAAAAAAGAGACUUGACUCCAUGACAUCGACCUUGGCCGCUGGCUGGCUGAACGGGCAGGUGUGAGG
Messenger RNA from Enhydra lutris kenyoni (northern sea otter), 2158 nucleotides. RefSeq names its product calcium/calmodulin dependent protein kinase kinase 2. Gene Ontology annotation, biological process: activation of protein kinase activity; CAMKK-AMPK signaling cascade; protein phosphorylation. The transcript has 17 exons. Lineage: Eukaryota; Metazoa; Chordata; Mammalia; Carnivora; Mustelidae. The coding region runs from base 201 to 1937 and encodes 578 amino acids. Gene Ontology annotation, molecular function: ATP binding; protein kinase activity. The record is from RefSeq and is a predicted model, not a curated record.